This is a messenger RNA of Paraphaeosphaeria sporulosa, 1045 nucleotides long. RefSeq lists its product as uncharacterized. Lineage: Eukaryota; Fungi; Ascomycota; Dothideomycetes; Pleosporales; Didymosphaeriaceae. The transcript has 3 exons. The coding region runs from base 207 to 866 and encodes 219 amino acids. The record is from RefSeq and is a predicted model, not a curated record.
ACCUUCACCACCUUCACUCUCACUGUCUAUAGUCUUACUGCACGCAAUUAACUUAUUUGUUUACCCACACUCUGUGCAUUGUUGUCUCGCUUACCUAGGUCACAAACACAUUCUUGAAGAAGCAGCUUUCCAAAACGUAUUAUCGGGUACCUGAAAGAUUCGAUAUAGACUAUAGCGGAUUAGACUACGAGUUGGCCCACGACGCAAUGGCCAGUUCUCACACUGCAUUCUUCUACGGCACGCUCAUGGCCCCGCCUGUCCUCCAUCGUGUGAUAUGGGGCCAGUCCACUCCGCCCACCCCCGCCCACGCGUCUCUCCUGCACAUCCGCCCCGCCAUCUUGCACGCCCACCAGCGCCGCCAGGUCCGCCACGCAGACUACCCUGCCGUGCUUCCAUCCUCACCGUCCUCCUCCGUCCGCGGCACACUCGUGACGGGCCUCACAGACGGCGACAUCUGGCGGCUCGAUAUAUUUGAGGGCGACAUGUACGAACGGCGGAAAGUGCGCGUGCGCGUGCUUGAGCAAAAGGAUAGCAAGGCCGACGAAGGCGAGGGUGGCAUGGGCGACCUCACUGCAAAAGAAGAGGACAACGUUGAGGGCGAUGAGGUUGAGGCGGAGACGUACAUCUGGGUCGCGCCGGCAUCGCAUCUGGAGGACGAGGAGUGGGACUUUCGCGAGUUUGUGCGGGACAAGAUGAAGCGGUGGGUUGGGCGCGAGGCGGCUGAGAUGGACGAGGGGUUUCAGGAUGUCGACGAUGCGGUUGCCGCGGGCAAGGAUCCUACAGGCGGGAGGGGCGCGAAUGGGAGCAUUACGAGGCAGUUGGAGAAGGGGGGGAAGACGGAGGAGGCGCUGGGUGCGGCAGUCUAGGAAUUUGGUGUGAGACAGCAUCCGCGCUAUGGGGGAACGAAGAUAUGGAUAUACCCUUGUACAUACAACUUUUUGUGGUGCAUGCAAAGAGUACGAUUAGUAGCUUCAAAGGUUUCAUUGACAAUGGAUGGCAAGCGCUUGCCAUACUAAUGUAAGGCCGGCGAAUCCUUAUAGCUGGG